Molecule: messenger RNA, 591 nt
Organism: Micromonas commoda
Lineage: Eukaryota; Viridiplantae; Chlorophyta; Mamiellophyceae; Mamiellales; Mamiellaceae
Exons: 1
Coding region: 1-591 (196 amino acids)
Biological process (GO): nucleoside triphosphate catabolic process
Cellular component (GO): cytoplasm
Molecular function (GO): nucleoside triphosphate diphosphatase activity
Source: RefSeq, a predicted model, not a curated record
AUGGCCCAAAAGGCCCCGAUGACGGUCACAUUCGUGACUGGCAACCAGAACAAGCUGAAGGAGGUCCGCGCCAUCCUCGGCGAGGAGCACGCGGAUAAGUUCACGCUCGAGGCGCGCAAGGUGGACCUCCCCGAGCUUCAGGGCGAACCCGAGGACAUCGCCAAGGAGAAGGUCAUGCUCGCCGCGAGGCAGAUCGACGGCCCGACGCUCGUCGAGGACACGAGCCUCUGCUACAACGCCCUCCAAGGCCUGCCCGGACCGUACGUGAAGUGGUUCCUGGAUAAGCUCGGGCACGAGGGCCUGAACAAGAUGCUGGCGGGGUACGACGACAAGAGCGCGUACGCGCAGUGCGUCUUCGCGUACGUCGACGGACCGAACGGCGAGCCGAAGGUUUUCGUGGGCACCACCGACGGGAAGAUCGUGCCGGCGCGGGGACCGACGGACUUUGGAUGGGAUCCCGUGUUCCAACCCGACGGGUUCGAGGAGACGUACGCGGAGAUGGACAAGGCGGUGAAGAACGGCAUAUCGCACAGGUACAGGGCGCUGGAUAAGUUCAGGGAGUUUAUCCUCGCCGAAGCCGCCGGGCGAUGA